Soboliphyme baturini is the source of this 945-nucleotide messenger RNA. The record is from the annotation of a GenBank genome assembly. Lineage: Eukaryota; Metazoa; Nematoda; Enoplea; Dioctophymatida; Soboliphymatidae.
AUGUCGCCGCCGCCGCCGCGUCGCGCCGCGCCGCGCCGCGUUGAUCCAACCAGCCGGCAGGCCGGCCCAAAUCAGCAAGUCGAUAUAUCGAUUGGUCAUCCAAUCAAAGCAAAUGCAGCGCCAUCUAGCGACUUGCGAAGAAGGCUGUGCGACACCGUUCGUUCGGUCGUUCACUCGUUCGGUCGUUCGUUAGUUCGGUCGUUCGCUUGUUCGCUCGUUCGUUCGUUCGUUCGGUCGGUCGGUCGGUCGGUCGUUCGUUCGUUCGUUCGCUCGUUCGCUCGCUCGUUCGUUCGGUCGUUCGUUCGGUCGUUCGUUCGGUCGGUCGUUCGUUCGGUUGUUCGUUCGUUCGUUCGGUCGGUCGGUCGUUCAUUCGUUCGGUCGGUCGUUCGUUCGUUCGCUCGUUCGUUCGUUCGUUCGCUCGUUCGUUCGUUCGUUCGCUCGGCCGGUCGGUCGUUCGCUCGCUCGUUCAUUCGGUUGUUCGUUCGUUCGUUCGUUCGUUCGGUCGAUCGGUCGUUCGUUCGUUCGUUCGUUCGUUCGUUCGUUCGUUCGUUCGUUCGUUCGUUCGUUCGUUCGUUCGUUCGCUCGUUCGUUCGUUCGUUCGCUCGUUUGUUCGUUCGUUCGUUCGCUCGCUCAUUCGUUCGUUCUGUCGGUCGGUCGGUCGAUCGGUCGUUUGGUCGUUCGUUCGUUCAUUCGUUCGGUCGGUCGUUCAUUCGUUCGUUCGUUUGUUCGGUCGAUCGGUCGUUCGUUCGUCCGUCCGUUCGGUCGUUCAUUCGUUCGUUUAGGACGUCUUUUGGAAACUGUGUGCUACGAACGAAUGUGCGCUCGAACGCGCUCGCUCACGAGCGUAUUCUGUCGUUUGUAAUCAUAACGUGCUACUCAGUAUUAACACACAGUCGAAAGAAACGAGACUGCAACGGCCAGCAGUCCGUCGACGUUAUUGACUGA